This is a messenger RNA of Penicillium bovifimosum, 2100 nucleotides long. Its product is annotated as glycerol-3-phosphate dehydrogenase GUT2. The transcript is spliced from 4 exons. Gene Ontology annotation, cellular component: glycerol-3-phosphate dehydrogenase (FAD) complex; mitochondrion. Gene Ontology annotation, biological process: glycerol-3-phosphate metabolic process. Bases 1 to 2100 code for a protein of 699 amino acids. Gene Ontology annotation, molecular function: glycerol-3-phosphate dehydrogenase (quinone) activity. The record is from RefSeq and is a predicted model, not a curated record. Lineage: Eukaryota; Fungi; Ascomycota; Eurotiomycetes; Eurotiales; Aspergillaceae.
AUGGCCGCUCGAUACUCGCGCAAGCUCUUGAGACCUCUCCUCUACACAUCUGCGGCAGCCGCAGCAGGAGCAGGUGUUCUUUACAUUUCUUACCGUCCGCGCAAUAUUCCCGGUCUCGAGGGCCCUGCUGUUCCUCCCCCAGGGUACCGCGAAGGCAAGCUCGUCCCACCAAGUUUCCCUGCAAUCAAGUCGCGUCUCCAACAGAUUGAGGACCUCAAGCGCAGUAACGAGGAGGAAGAAUAUGAUCUGCUGGUUAUCGGUGGUGGCGCAACUGGAUCCGGUAUCGCAUUAGAUGCGGCCACUCGAGGCCUCAAAGUCGCUGUGGUUGAGAGAGACGAUUUCAGUUCGGGUACCAGCAGUAAGAGUACCAAGUUGGUACACGGUGGUGUUCGUUACCUUGAGAAGGCUGUCUGGGAAUUGGACUACAACCAAUAUGCAUUGGUCAAGGAGGCACUCAGAGAGCGCAAGUACUUUUUGAAUACAGCUCCUCACCUGUCAUCAUGGCUGCCAAUUAUGGUGCCUGUUCAGAAAUGGUGGCAGGCUCCCUAUUUCUGGGCUGGUACAAAGGCCUAUGAUUUCUUGGCAGGUUCCGAGGGCAUUGAGACCUCGUACUUCUUGACCAAGAGUAAGGCCAUUGAUGCCUUCCCCAUGCUGAAGCGUGACAAUAUCAUUGGAGCAAUGGUGUACUACGACGGUGCACACAACGAUUCCCGCAUGAACGUAUCCCUUGCUAUGACCGCCGCGCUUUACGGAACCACCGUUGUGAAUCACUUAGAAGUCACUGGACUGAACAAGGAUGCGAACGGCAAGCUGUGCGGUGCACGCGCCAAGGACGUCAUCCUUGAGAAGGACGGUAACGUUGCCAAGGAGUUUAACAUUCGCGCCAAGGGUAUCAUCAACGCCACUGGCCCCUUCUCUGAUUCCAUCCGCAAGAUGGAUGAACCCGAUGUCAAGGAGAUUGUGGCUCCAAGUGCUGGUGUCCACGUCAUCUUGCCCGGCUACUUCAGCCCCUCAAACAUGGGUCUGAUCGACCCUUCGACUUCGGAUGGACGUGUCAUCUUCUUCCUGCCAUGGCAGGGUAACACCAUCGCUGGUACCACCGACCAGCCUUGUGAGAUUGAGGCUCAGCCCCAGCCCACCGAGAAGGACAUCAACUGGAUUCUAUCGGAGAUUCGUGGCUAUAUCGCCCCCGAUAUCACUGUGGACCGAAGCGAUGUCCUUGCUGCCUGGUCUGGUAUCCGUCCAUUGGUGCGCGACCCCAAGGUGAAGAACUCGGAGGCGUUGGUCCGCAACCACCUGGUGACUGUCUCCGCCUCUGGACUGUUGACUUGCGCCGGUGGUAAGUGGACCACUUACCGCCAGAUGGCCGAGGAGGCAGUUGAUGAGGCGAUCAAGGUGUUCGGGCUCAAGACCCGCGAGCUGACCGCCGUUCCCGACAUCAGUGGUGUCGGUGGUAGUGGUCUGGUGGCUGACGGUGCCGUGCUCGAUGGUAGCUGCCAGACCCACCAGGUCCGCCUCAUUGGUGCUCACGGUUUCUCCAAGACCCUCUUCAUCAACCUCAUCCAACACUUCGGUCUCGAGACUGAUGUGGCCAAGCACCUCACCGAGUCAUACGGUGACCGCGCAUGGCAGGUUGCCGCCCUAUCCUCCCCUACCAGCGAACGGUUCCCCGUACGCGGCUGCCGCAUCUCCCCCAUGUAUCCCUUCAUUGACGGCGAGGUUCGCUAUGCCGUUCGUCACGAAUAUGCUCAGACCGCCGUCGAUGUGAUUGCCCGCCGCACCCGUUUGGCUUUCCUGAAUGCCGAGGCCGCCCUUGAAUCUCUCCCCGGUGUCAUUGACUUGAUGGGUGAGGAAUUGGAGUGGACCAACGCCCGCAAGGAUCUGGAGUGGAAGGAUUCCCUGACUUAUCUUUCGUCCAUGGGUUUGCCCAAGAGCUUCAUGGGUCUAUCGCGAGCCGACGUCCAGAACGGUCGCGUCAAGCAAGUGGACGACAGCGAGCGUGCAACUUUCUCCCGAAACGAACCUCCUGCGGACAUGAUUGAAAGUGACGUUCGUGCUACCGCUUCCGUUGCUGUUGCUGAGGCAGUUGCAGCCAAAUAG